CGCUGACGCCAGCCAAUGGGAGCUCCGCGCGACGGCGCGGUAUUUUGGAGCCCGGGAGGGCGGCGGGGACGCAGCUAUGGCGGGACUGCGCGGGGCGCUCAUCGUGCUGGAAGGCGUGGACCGCGCCGGGAAGAGCACGCAGAGCCGUAAGCUGGUGGCCGCGCUAUGCGCCGCCGGCCAUCGCGCCGAGCUGCUACGCUUCCCGGAAAGAUCAACUGAAAUUGGCAGACUUCUGAGUUCUUACUUGGAAAAGAAGAGUGAGGUGGAGGAUCACUCGGUGCACCUACUUUUCUCUGCAAACCGCUGGGAACAAGUGCCAUUGAUUAAGGAGAAGUUGAGCCAGGGCAUCACCCUCAUCGUGGACAGAUACGCGUUUUCUGGUGUUGCCUUUACCAAUGCCAAGGAGAACUUCUCCCUGCAUUGGUGCAAGCAACCAGACGUGGGCCUUCCCAAACCAGACCUGGUCGUGUUUCUUCAUCUGAAGUUGGCAGAGGCUGUGCAGCGGGGCGGGUUCGGCCGAGAACGCUACGAGGAUGGGGCCUUCCAGGAGCGGGCACUGCAAUGCUACUACCAGCUCAUGGAGGACAGGACCUUAAACUGGAAGAUGAUUGAUGCUUCCAAAAGCAUUGAAGACGUCCACAAGGAGAUCUGUGCACUCUCUGAGGAUAUCAUCCAGACCGCCGCGCCGAGGCCGCUGGGGAAGCUGUGGAUGUAAACGUGGAGGGAUUAUCCCCUUCCCUGGGUCCUGUCAGGCGGGAGCCUUGUGAAAGGCUUGAUGUGUGGAGUGUUCACAUUGCACAACAUGGGGGGCUGUGUACAAGCCGACGACAAGCGGAGCUACGAUGGGCCUCGAAAGGCCUGGGCACAGGAACUUCAUGGUAUGUCGCUCGGCCUUCCUCUGCCCUCUCUCACCCUGAGGAUUUGAUAAAUUAUUGCACUUUUUACUGAAACUUAACGAUAACCAUAUCCAAGCAGGUUCAAGAUAAUUGAUAUGGCAAUCAGUUUGAAACCUGAAUUUCUUACAGGCACGAAUAAAAAUUACUUUGAAAGUA
This is a messenger RNA of Eptesicus fuscus (big brown bat), 1052 nucleotides long. RefSeq names its product deoxythymidylate kinase (gene DTYMK). The transcript has 5 exons. Bases 77 to 715 code for a protein of 212 amino acids. Lineage: Eukaryota; Metazoa; Chordata; Mammalia; Chiroptera; Vespertilionidae. Gene Ontology annotation, biological process: dTDP biosynthetic process; dTTP biosynthetic process; dUDP biosynthetic process. Gene Ontology annotation, cellular component: nucleus; cytosol; mitochondrion. The record is from RefSeq and is a predicted model, not a curated record. Gene Ontology annotation, molecular function: ATP binding; dTMP kinase activity.